This is a messenger RNA of Solea solea (common sole), 2532 nucleotides long. It is a transcript of the gene lmnl3, whose product is annotated as lamin L3. Bases 215 to 2002 code for a protein of 595 amino acids. The record is from RefSeq and is a predicted model, not a curated record. The transcript has 12 exons. Lineage: Eukaryota; Metazoa; Chordata; Actinopteri; Pleuronectiformes; Soleidae.
GCCUCAGCUGUGUGCGUGUUUCUGUCCCGCAGACUCAGUCACAUAUAAUCCACAGUGACUCCUCCAUCAUCAUCAUCAUCAUCACUGUCCUUAGUUCGGAUGGCCGUGUGUUCUCCUGCGGCUCGAAGCUCAACACCUGUCCCUCUGAACCGCCUAAAAACUGCGUAUUUAUUAGUGACCACUCGGCAGUGGUAGCAGUGACUCCACCAUCGCCAUGGCCUCUGUCACCUCCACCCCCGCCGCCGCCGCCUCCUCUGCCAGCCGCACCAGCCGCUCCACAUCUCGACGCAGCGCGGCCGCCGCCGGCCUGGCCUCAUCCAGGUGCAGCCCGACCAGCCUGUCCCGCAUCCACGAGAAGGAUGACCUGCGGCAGCUCAACGACCGCCUCGCCAACUACAUCCAGCGGGUCCAGGAGCUGGAGAGCGAGCGGGCCUCCAUGCUGGUGCUGCUGGAGGAGAAGGAUGAAUCGAAAAGCCGGGAGAUGAGCAACGUGCGGCGGCUAUACGAGGAGGAGUUGGCCGACGUGAGAAAGUGCCUGGAUGGCCUGGCCGGGGAGAAGGCCCGCCUGCAGAUCGACUAUGGGAAUCUGUGCGACGAGUUCAGGAAAAUUCAAGCCAGGUUCCAGAAGAAGGAGAGCGACCUGGCGAACGCGCUGGCUCAGUGGAGGAAAGUCGAGGCGUCUCUUAGCUCCAAGGAUGUUGAAUGCAGCAAGCUGACGUCUGAAAACAGAACACUGCAGGAAGACUUCACUGACCUGCAGGGCCAGUUUGAGAAUGUAGAGGGCGUUCUAUCAGACACCAGGAACCAGCUGACCACAGAGAUCCUGAGGAGGGUGGACAUGGAGAACCAGGUGCAGACACUCCGAGAACAGCUGGAACUCCAGAGGAACAUUAGUGAGCAGGAGAUCUUGGAGAUCCGCAGCCGUCAUGAGAGCCGCCUGGUGGAGGUGGACUCAGGGAGAUGCAGAGAGUUUGAGAGUAAACUGGCUGACACGAUGAAGCAGCUCCGCCAGGACCACGAGUCUCAGCUGCAACAGUACAAAGAGGAGAUCGACAAGACCUUCAGCUCAAAGUUGGAGAACGCCCAGCAGGCUGCAUUUGAGAAGAAUGAUGCCAUGUCAGCCACUAAAGAUGAACUGGAGACCACGAAACUGAGAGUGGAGACCCUCAGCUCUCAGCUCCAGGUGUACCAGAAAGAUAAAAUGGUGCUGGAGAGUCGCUACCAGGACCUGGAGAGGACUCUGGACAGGGAGCGGGAGCUUUGGCAGCAGAAAACGAGUCAAAAGGAGCAGGAGCUGCUGAACAUGAGGAGCCAGAUGUACAGUCAGCUGGAAGACUACGAGAACCUGCUGGAUGUCAAGCUGGCUCUGGACAUGGAGAUCAAUGCCUACAGGAAGAUGCUGGAGGUGGAGGAGCAGAGAUUGCAUCUGUCACCCAGUCCCUCCCAGCGUACCACCGUCCCCCGAACCCACGAACACAGCAGCCGCAAAGCCAGAGGGAAGAAACGCAAACAUGAGGGAGCCACUGGCAGCUCACCUGCCUAUAAGAUGUCCAGUCGGUCAACAGACCAUGGCGUUGUGAGCGUGGCAGAGGUCGACAUGGAUGGAAAAUAUGUCCGACUGAAGAACAACUCUGAAACGGAACAGUCGCUGGGAGGCUGGGUUGUUCGUAGGAUUUACCCAGACUCUGGUGACAUCUCCUUCCACAUCCCCUCCUCCUGUGUCCUGACCGCUGGGCAGACGCUCACAAUCUGGGCAGCAGGAGCAGGGGUGGAGGCUGUUUCUGGCGACCUGGUCCUUCAGGGUCACAGGAGCUGGGGCCCCACCACCAAUGUGAGGGUCGUCCUCCUCAACGCCAACCAUGAGGAGAUGGCUGAGCGCAGUCUAUGUAUGCAGGUCAGAGGUGACGAGGAAGAGUUCGAUGAAGAAAUUGUCUCGGGCAGUGCCAUCCAGCAUUUUCGGAGACAGCCAAAGAGAAAAAAGAAGUGUUGUUCUGUGUCUUGAGUGCAGAGCAGACCAUAGGAACUUUCUAAAGAGGCGAGCUGUGCCGUCAUGUGAAUGCGUGUCCAUUUUUCUGCUGUCCUUUGUGUCUGCCUGGAAAACUGGACUGGCUUUGGUCUGCUGUUGUCUGGUUCCAGUGUUUUCUACAGAAAACUACAGUAGGACACAGAUGUGUUAGUGGAGAGCUCCGAUGCCUUAUUGAAACAGUAUGAACCUCUGUAUUUGUUUAGUCUCUGAUUUGCACAAGACCAGAUGUGAGCUUUGCCUUGAUUUGAUCUAAUUUAAAUGAUUAUUUAAAUGUUUGUGUGUGUGAAAUAAAUGUUGGAAUAAAGUUUUCUUAACAAAUACAGUAAAGUCACCUGCUUUACAUGUGUGGUCAAAUGUCUCACUGAUCAUAAAAAUAGAGAAGGCAAGAAUUAACUUUAGAUUUUUGGAAGUAAUCUUAAAGAUUACACACUAAUGCAAAACUACUAAUGGGUAGUAUAUUCAAUGUGUGCCAAUAAACCCUCAAAUGUUUCACACUGGACCUAAAA